AUGAAAAGUAUAGCAGAAAUUGAAGGGCGCCAAAGUGAACAUUUUAAGAACAAGUAUAACAGCACGAAGAAGAAUAAAAAACGAGUUUGUGAUUUUCGUAACUUCUCCAAUCAUAGGAGGGUUAAAAAAAGAGCUAACAGAAAAAUUAACAGAGGGAACAAACACUGGGAUGCAAACGCCGUAAAAAAUAGAGCGCUUUUUUUACACACAAAACUUUUAAAAUCUUUAAAACAAAUGGAGACAAAUAAAGGGGAAGAAAAAAAAAAUUUUUUGAAAAAUUGGAACAUGAAUUAUUUAUCCAACAAUUUUAGCGCUUUUAUGAAGGGCGCGGAGAGCGUCGCUGGGGACAGAAGCCACAGCGGUAAAAACGGUCUUAGUGGGCGCAGCGCGCACAGCGGGAAUCGUUGCUUUCUGAGCAGAAAUGUGGACCCAGAAAGGGGGGGCAACGCUCAUAAUGAGAGCGGCACCCACGGAGAAGGGUCUAGCGAACUGUACAGUCAAGGGGAUCGGUACAACAUCUACGUUCCCCAGCAGAAUAGCCCUAACUUCUCGCACACAACGUGCAAACAGGUACAGGGCAACGCCCCAAAUGUAAACAACUUACCCCCUCAUGAAUAUAUCCAGUCAUCAACAAAGGAACAUACCCCCUAUGGUGAUAUACGAGGGGUAUGGGAAAAGAUAAAGAGCAGGAGUGGUCUUUCCAAUUUUGUAGAAACUGUAAUUCAAGACGGCGUCAAUGCUGUUAGCGAGAAAAUUGGUGCUUUCAGCGAUGGCGGCUAUGAGAAGAACCCCAGCAGGAAGGACGAUUGGGGUGGUCACGUCGGAAGUGCACAUUAUAGCAAAGUCAAGCACGACCCGACAUACGGAGAUCAAUCCAGCGUGAACGAAACGUACCAUAUAGCAUCAAGCAACAACAGAACCACCGGUAAUAGUAGUAGUCAAAAUAAGGGCAAUGGGAAUAACCAACACAGCGGAAAGGGUGGAAGUAACACCCAAAGUAACUACAACAGUAAGGACACAGGACGGGGCACCAACAGCAACAACUACCACCAUAGCGGUAACAACACAUAUAAUAGUAGUGCAAGUGGGUAUACAAAUGGUAGAACUCCCAACGGAGGAGGAAGCAACGACAACAAUAAUGAUGGAGACGGAGAUGACGAUGGGAAUAAUGGGCACUACGGCGGAAACGGCAGGUGUGACAAUAACGGGGAGAGUAACGACGACGAUCAUGACGACGAUGAGGAUGAUAACGAUGACGAUGGGGAACGAAGCAACGGUCGGAGUGGACACCAAAAUGAACGAGUCCACGACCCAGGUGAUCCAAAUGGGAAAAUGUACUACUCAAGAAAUAACGGCUCGUCCGCAUCAGUAACGUCUUCAUAUAUUAACACAGAUGCAAAUACAUCGAAUAGCGGUGCGAUGAAGCAUCAGUGUCAGAAGAAGCGGAAAAGUGGGAGAACCAGUUGCCCAACUGCAAACGAUAACAACAAUGGACGAACCAGUAACAGUGCCAGCAGUGUUAACUUCAUAGGGGGAGGAAGCAGCAGCAAUGGGUAUGGUGACUACAAUAGUAGCGGUGUAGAGUAUGCCAAUGUAGACAGGAGGACUAACCUCAAUUUAAGAAGAGGAAUGAACGAUGGUAAUGUUGAAUAUUAUAAUCCGUACAGGAUGGAUGAUAUAUAUGACAGAUCCGCCACGGAAGCACCCAAUCAUAACCGUGGAAAUUACGAUUGCAGUGGUGGUCAUUAUAGAGAUAACUACGCCAGCAGCCGUGGGGACGAUGCCCAUGGGGGGAACACAAUCGGAAGGAACAGCGGAAGUAUUGGCUACGCUAACAACGGUAAUAACUGUAACAACAAUAUCAGCGGAAGUGGGAAUGAUCAGGAGACCAAUUUAGGCCCCACCAGCAAUUCCACGAUGAGUAAAAAUAUUGGGAAUAAAAGAAACUACGGCACCAAUGUGAAUUAUGAGGACAUGUGCCUCAACCCUAGUUACGCCAAACAGGGGGACAGCAACAGCAACAACAACAGCAGCAACAGUAAGCAAAUAAGGAAAGGCCAAAACUGCGGAGAUGGCGGGGACAGUGGUGAUAGUAACCAUGGUGAUUGCAACGAUUGUGCUGAUCGUGAUGACCGUGGUGACUGUGGCAACGCAGAGGAUCAAUCGCAGAAGCGACUCGUGCACGCCGCAAACUCGGAAAUGCUCAACCCGGAGGACAGGAAGAGAGAAGCGGAAAAAUACAAAGUGUUAGGAAACCAAAGCUACAAGUUGGGCUAUUUCGAAUCCGCCAUCGAUUAUUACACCAAGGCAAUUUCCUACGACAACACCAAUCAUGUGUAUUACACGAAUAGGGCCCUCUGCUAUAAGAAGCAGAAACUAUGGAAGCUAGCCAACAGUGACGCAAGGCAGGCCCUAAACUUGGAGGAAGAAUCUGUGAAGGCGCACUUCAUUCUUGGAUUGACCCUCCUACAUCUGAACAGUUUAGAAGAGGGUUUAAAAAAACUAACAAAAGCGAAAACCCUAUCUAGUUAUUUAAAAGACUCAAACGAAAGCGAAAUAAACAGAUACAUAUUGCAGGCAAAAAAGUUAAUAUACCUUCGAGAUGAACAGAACAAGCAGCUCACCUAUACCGAACUGCAGUCGUUUCUAAUCGAUAAAAUAAACCUACUGAACCAAAUUGGCUACAUAUCAAAUGAGGAGAAAUGUUUACGAACUCAGCAGACAGAGAAUCUGUUUAAGGAGGUUUUAAAUUCCUUCCAAAAGAAACAGAUACCAGAUUAUUUGUGUUGUAAAAUCUCCAUGUGCUUAAUGAAUGAGCCAGUCAUUACCCCUAGUGGUAUGACUUACGAUAAAAUAUUUUUGUAUGAACACGUGAAGCAUAAUGGGUCCUUCGAUCCCGUUAGUAGAGAGCAAUUCUCUAUGCGGGAGGUUAUUCCAAAUUAUGCCAUUAAAGAGGCUACGGAUAAUUUUUUGAAGUGCAACCCGUGGGCCUUCGAGGAGUAG
Plasmodium coatneyi is the source of this 3003-nucleotide messenger RNA. Its product is annotated as Erythrocyte membrane protein. The transcript has a single exon. Gene Ontology annotation, cellular component: cytoplasm. Lineage: Eukaryota; Apicomplexa; Aconoidasida; Haemosporida; Plasmodiidae. Gene Ontology annotation, molecular function: protein-folding chaperone binding; ubiquitin protein ligase activity. Gene Ontology annotation, biological process: cellular response to misfolded protein; protein polyubiquitination; protein quality control for misfolded or incompletely synthesized proteins. Bases 1 to 3003 code for a protein of 1000 amino acids. The record is from RefSeq and is a predicted model, not a curated record.